Molecule: messenger RNA, 1515 nt
Organism: Effrenium voratum
Lineage: Eukaryota; Dinophyceae; Suessiales; Symbiodiniaceae
Source: the annotation of a GenBank genome assembly
AUGGAUGUGCAGCUGCCAAAAGGUCACAAGAUGCGCGAAACCCUGACCUCCAGCGGGUGGAACAUCUUUGAGGAUCCUGCGACACCUGCGGUGCUGUUCUACGCCAUUUGCCUUUGCAAAGGCACCAGCGCAAUGACUGGGGUCUCGGCGGGCUACCUAAAGAUCUGGGUGGUGCGGUACAAGACUUGGGCCGAGGGCGGCUACCAGCAGAUGCUGGCGAAGAAGAUGCAGGCCAUGUCCGGUGCCACUGUGGACGAGAAGCCGCCCCGGCCGCCGGCGGGGUCCGUGCACGACGGCUGGCCGGAGCCUGCCCACUACGACAAGAACGGAAUGGAGAGGUAUCGGGUGGCCUUCCUGGCGGAGAACCAGCUCUGGCUGCAGGUGGCAGUGUCCGAGAUGAUGGACAAGAAGACUUUGGAGAAGCACCGGCAAGACCUGCUGGACGGGCUCGCUGGCAUCGUCAGCGAGGUGGCGCCGAAAGACUACGCGCCGGAGGGAACCGAUGCGGUGGAGAAGGAGAUGUUCCAGUUCGGCGCGGCGCCGGCCAUGGACCUGGCGCGGGCUGCCUCAGAGGUCCAGCGGGAAACCUACGAGAACAGUGCGCUGCGGCAGCUGAUGAGGAUGUGGCGCGAGCGCGCACAGUUCAUGCUCUUCUUGCAGCAGGUUUCGGCGAUGGUAAAGCUGGACAACUACCAGCGCAGGGACGCCUGCGAGAUUUGCGGCAAGACCAAGGAGAUGUCGCCGCUGGUCGUGUUGCCCAUCUACACUUUGCUGCACUUGGCUUCGCUGUACCGGGAGCAGCGGGACAUGUCGCCGCUCUGGAACACCCCGCUAUGGAAGCACUUCUACCAGACCUUCACUCCCACCUGCACGCUCUGCGAGGAAUGCGCACGGUACUACCACAAGCGCAACACCAACAUUCCGGUGAACGAAAAGAGGUACCAGCGCCUGCAGGCCAAGAAGAAGAGCGCCUACGAGAUGGUGAGGCGCAGCGAUUAUCCUGUGAUCACUCUGGACCCCGAGAUGAAGCAGGUCUUGAACCUUUGGUUGGAGUGGACCCGGUGCAUCGUCCGGGACGAGCGGCCGCAAGAAUUCUUGCCCCGCUUCGGCAUCGAAGGCCGAACCAUGCAGGAGGUCAGGAAGGAGCUCUUGGACAAGGGCGGCGGCGACGACGUGUCACUGCCCUCCGUGUCCGACAAGGAUGAAGAGGCCGCAGUGGACGACGAUGGCGUCAAGGACCCGCUGCUGAUCGACUUGGAGGCCGAUGACAUUGAGCCAAAGCUGCCACUCAAGGUCCCCAAGUCGCUGAGCUGGUCGGAGGCCUCCAUCAUGCGGAGUUGGCUGCACAAGGCCCGCGACAGCCUCCAGGCGCCGCAGACCACGAACUGGAUGUAUCCCGUGGAAGCUGGGCUCAAGCCUCGGGACACGAGAGUGACCCUGUGGACACGGGACCCCGGGGCCUUCGUCUUCGUCCUGGCAGGAUCCUCUUCCUUUUACCCCGGUGAGCUGGGGUAA